Molecule: messenger RNA, 4446 nt
Organism: Morus notabilis
Lineage: Eukaryota; Viridiplantae; Streptophyta; Magnoliopsida; Rosales; Moraceae
Product: PH, RCC1 and FYVE domains-containing protein 1
Exons: 10
Coding region: 501-3869 (1122 amino acids)
Molecular function (GO): metal ion binding
Source: RefSeq, a predicted model, not a curated record
UCUAAAUUCUUUCUUUUUCAGAGAUUUUUCUCUCUCCUCUGUCUCCUCUCCCGUCCCUCCGGUUCUCCGUCGCCGACGCUCCCAUUCUCGCCGGGAUUUCUCUCCGACGACCUCUAUUCCGCUGGUAACAUCCUUCUUUCGCCGGAAACCUCUCUCGGCAGCUUCGGAAAGCCUGCUUCUCUCUGUGGACUGGCGUGGACCAGAAGCUUCUUCGUCGUCGGAGCUCCAACGGAGGUCCUCCGGUUCUGGCUCACGCUGUGAGGGCUAGAUCUGCGAGGCUUCGUGAGGAGUACGACCUCAGAGUGCCUCGUUCUCGCGCGUCGUCUCUCUGGUUGGAUAAGAAAGAGAGUUUUCGGAGGUUUCCUUCGCGGCGUGGGGUUUUGUGGUGUGAUCGUUGAUGGUUAGCUUAGCGACGAGCCUGCGGUGGUCGUAGAUGAUGACCGGAGCUCCGGCGAAAGAUCGGGAGGGUGGUGGCGUUUCGGUAAAUUCUCUCACAUGGAAUGGCAGAUCUUGUUAGCUACGGGAAUGCCGACCGUGACAUCGAGCAGGCAUUAAUUGCUUUGAAGAAGGGUGCCCAGCUGCUUAAAUAUGGUCGUAAAGGAAAACCCAAGUUUUGUCCAUUUAGACUUUCUAAUGAUGAAUCUUCUUUGAUCUGGAUUUCUAGUAGUGGUGAGAGAAGUUUGAAGUUAGCCUCUGUAUCAAGAAUUAUUCCUGGGCAAAGAACUGCUGUUUUUCAACGAUAUCUUCGCCCUGAAAAGGAUUACCUAUCUUUUUCUCUUAUAUACAACAACGGGAAGAGGUCUCUUGAUCUGAUAUGCAAGGAUAAAGUUGAGGCGGAGGUGUGGAUUGGAGGCCUCAAAGCAUUAAUAUCCUCUGGUAGAGGUGGACGUUCUAAAAUUGACGGAUGGAGUGAUGGAGGGCUCUACCUUGAUGAUAGCAAAGAUUUGACCUCAAAUAGUCCAAGUGAUAGCUCAGUUAGUGGUGCAAGAGAUAUUAGCUCCCCUGAUAUAGCUAGUUUUAAUCCGAUUAGUUCUCCAAAGAGUUUUCACCCUGAUAUUUCUUCAAAUUCUGUGAGGUCACAUGUAGCAUCAGAUCAGACAAAUAUGCAAAUAAAAGGAUCUGGUUCAGAUGCUUUUCGAGUUAGUGUCUCUAGUGCUCCCAGCACUUCCAGUCACGGUUCUGCACCAGAUGAUUGUGAAGCUCUAGGAGACAUAUAUAUAUGGGGCGAGGUUAUUUGUGAUAAUGCUGUUAAGGUUGGAGCUGAUAAGAAUACUUCUUUCUUGAGCCCAAGAGCAGAUGUGCUUCUCCCUAGGCCUUUGGAGUCAAAUGUAGUUUUAGAUGUGCAUCAUAUAGCUUGUGGUGUUAGGCAUGCUGCCUUAGUCACAAGGCAGGGUGAAAUUUUCACAUGGGGUGAAGAAUCUGGAGGUCGACUCGGUCAUGGUGUUGGGAAGGAUACUAUGCAACCUCGUCUAGUUGAAUCUUUGUCAACUGCUGUAGUUGAUUUUGUAGCAUGUGGAGAGUUUCAUACAUGUGCCGUUACAAUGGCCGGGGAACUUUACACAUGGGGAGAUGGUACACACAAUGCUGGACUUCUUGGUCAUGGGACUGACGUCAGCCAUUGGAUACCCAAGCGGAUAUCUGGGCCUCUUGAAGGAUUGCAAGUUGCUUCAGUAACUUGUGGCCCGUGGCAUACAGCCUUGGUUACAUCAAAUGGGCAACUCUUCACAUUUGGUGAUGGAACAUUUGGUGUCUUAGGCCAUGGAGACAGAGAAAGUCUCUCAUAUCCGAGGGAGGUAGAGUCACUGUCAGGGUUGAGGACAAUAGCUGUUGCAUGUGGAGUUUGGCAUACUGCUGCUGUGGUGGAGGUUAUUGCAACACAAUCUAGUGCAAGUGUUUCAUCAGGCAAACUGUUUACUUGGGGUGAUGGAGACAAAAAUCGUCUUGGACAUGGAGACAAAGAACCUCGGCUAAAACCUACCUGCGUUCCAGCGCUUAUUGAUUACAACUUUCACAAAAUUGCUUGUGGGCACAGUUUAACUGUUGGCUUGACCACAUCUGGACAAGUAUUUACCAUGGGAAGCACUGUUUAUGGUCAACUUGGGAAUCCUCGUUCUGAUGGAAAGCUACCUUGCUUGGUAGAGGACAAGCUUAUGGGGGAGUGUGUCGAAGAAAUUGCCUGUGGUGCAUAUCAUGUGGCAAUAUUAACUACCAGGAAUGAAGUUUAUACAUGGGGAAAGGGUGCUAAUGGGAGAUUGGGUCAUGGAGAUAUUGAAGAUCGGAAGACUCCAACCUUGGUUGAAGGUUUAAAGGACAGACAUGUAAAGUAUAUUGCUUGUGGUUCGAACUACACAUCAGCUAUUUGUCUUCACAAAUGGGUAUCUGGUGCUGAGCAAUCUCAGUGCUCUUCUUGUAGACAGGCCUUUGGUUUUACACGUAAGAGGCACAACUGCUAUAAUUGUGGACUUGUACACUGCCAUUCGUGUACUUCUAGAAAAGCAACUAGGGCAGCACUUGCUCCUAGCCCUGGAAAACCGUACAGAGUGUGUGAUGCUUGUUAUGUGAAAUUGAACAAGGUGUCAGAAACAGGUGGUAAUAACAAGAGAAAUGCCGUACCUCGCUUAUCAGGCGAGAACAAGGAUAGACUAGACAAGGCUGAGAUAAGGUAUGCCAAGUCAGCCAUGCCUUCUAACAUGGAUCUAAUAAAGCAAUUAGAUAGUAAAGCAGCUAAACAAGGAAAGAAAACUGAGACAUUCUCGCUAGUUAGAUCCUCUCAAGCACCUUCCUUGUUGCAACUGAAAGAUGUUGUUUUGUCCAAUGCCGUUGAUCUGCGGCGAACUGUUCCAAAGCCAGUUCUUACGCCCUCUGGAGUAAGUUCCAGGUCUGUGUCUCCUUUCUCAAGGAGGCCAAGCCCUCCACGUUCUGCUACACCUGUCCCUACGACAUCAGGACUUUCCUUUUCAAAGAGUAUUUCUGAUGGUUUGAAGAAAACAAAUGAACUUCUGAAUCAAGAAGUUUUGAAGCUACGUGCGCAGAUUGAGAGCCUGAGGCAGAGAUGUGAGUUGCAAGAGAUGGAACUUCAGAAAUCAACAAAGAAAGCUCAGGAAGCUAUGGCUCUUGCUGCCGAGGAAGCUGUUAAAUCUAAAGCUGCGAAAGAAGUCAUAAAAUCACUUACUGCACAGCUCAAAGAUUUGGCUGAAAGGCUGCCACCUGGUGUUUACGAUAGUGAGAGCAUCAAGCUAGCAUACCUACCAAAUGGUUUGGAUCAAAAUGGAAUGCAUUAUCCAGAUCUAAAUGGGGAUCGCCAUUCAAGAUCUGAUUCUAUAACUUCCACGGGGACCGACUCUGCUAUGUUAAAUGGAAGUCAUUCACUAUAUUCACCCAGAGAUUCAACUGCGACCAGUGAAAUUAAUAUGCCACAGCAACGGGAGCAUUUGACCCCCAAUGGAGCAGUAGACCACACAGAUGUUAAACAUUCAAACGGUGGGAAUUGCACAGGCAGUAGUGUCUCUGAAGCUCUUGAUGCCAAGGAUUCCGGGUCUUUCCAAGAUGGGGAGAAUGAUAUGAGAUCCAGAAAUCCUGCAUUGGCUGGUACUAAUACCCAAGUUGAGGCGGAAUGGAUCGAACAAUACGAGCCAGGUGUUUAUAUAACUCUUGUGGCUUUGCGGGAUGGAGCUAGAGAUCUUAAACGAGUUCGCUUCAGCCGAAGAAGAUUCGGAGAGCACCAAGCAGAGACUUGGUGGUCAGAGAACCGUGAAAAAGUGUAUGAAAGGUACAACGUCCGAGGGUCCGACAAGUCUUCAGUUUCUGGCCAGGCGGCCCGCAGAUCGGAAGGAGCACUCUCACCUGCUUCCCAACAUCAACAUGCCUAGCUAGAGUGGAGGAAGCUUGACAUUAACACAUUCUGUAUCAGUUACCUCGAACGGUAUCGAGGGAAAGUGCAAGAAUUGGUAAGAAUGAAGGGAAGCAAGUUCCUCAUUUUGCCGCCUUUUUUUUUUUUUCCUCUGGGGUCACCUUUUAGUUCUGUCCUUCCCCUUAUUUAAUUUCUUUUUUCACUUUCUUAAUUUCUUAUCCAUUUAAUUUCUGGGUCAUCACCCUUUAUACAUCUGUUGUAUUGUAGUGUAUAUAAAAUCAAUCUUCAGAUAAUCUGAGCAAAAGAAAGUUUAUCUUCUUGCUUCCCUCACCCUUCUGACAUAUUGGUCUGGUAGCUAUACUCUGUCCCUCAUCGUUCUUUGGGAAAAUUAUGUGGUUUUUACAACCUAUUGGUUGGGCACAAAUUUGAAUUGUGGGAUUUUCAUCGACAAAUUAUCAUGUUUUCCUAAAUCCCAAUUGAUUCAAAUGUAAUUGUAAUUUGAUAAAGCCUUCUUAUCCCAUAUAGGGUAUUUUUCAUACCCGCAAAAUUGGCCUUGUUAUUUUUUAUAUAAUAUAUACAGCUGUAAUUCCUUUCAA